This is a messenger RNA of Sporothrix brasiliensis 5110, 3243 nucleotides long. Its product is annotated as isoleucyl-tRNA synthetase. NCBI's taxonomy places the organism in Eukaryota, Fungi, Ascomycota, Sordariomycetes, Ophiostomatales, Ophiostomataceae. Gene Ontology annotation, molecular function: tRNA binding; isoleucine-tRNA ligase activity; ATP binding. The transcript has 4 exons. Bases 1 to 3243 code for a protein of 1080 amino acids. Gene Ontology annotation, biological process: isoleucyl-tRNA aminoacylation. The record is from RefSeq and is a predicted model, not a curated record.
AUGAGCAUCAGCUUCCCUAAAACCGAGGAGGCGACAAUUCAAUUUUGGAAGGCAAUCGAUGCCUUCCAGACACAGCUCCGGCUCACGGAGAAUGGUCCACGCUUCACCUUCUAUGAUGGCCCGCCCUUUGGGCUUCCGCACUAUGGCCAUCUUCUCACAUCCACGAUCAAAGACAUCAUUCCUCGAUACUGGUCCAUGAAAGGCUAUCACGUAGUCCGCCGCUUUGGGUGGGACACGCACGGCCUGCCCGUGGAGCACGAGGUCGACAAGAAGCUGCACGUCUCAGGCCGCGAAGCGGUUAUCAAGAUGGGCAUCGAGCAGUAUAACGCCGAGUGUCGAGCUAUCGUCAUGACGUAUGCGGAGGAAUGGCAGCAGGUCAUCGAGCGCCUGGGGCGCUGGAUCGACUUUGAGAACGACUACAAGUCCAUGGACGUGACCUUUAUGGAGUCCUGCUGGUGGGUUUUCCAGCAGCUACAUGCCAAAGGCGAUGUGUAUCGUGCCUAUCAGAUCAUGCCCUUCUCAACGGCGCUUGGCACGCCGCUGAGCCACAUGGAGGAGAGGCAGAACGAGAAGACCACCGUGGAUCCCGCCGUCGUGGUGUCCUUCCCGCUUCUCGAGGGGUAUGGGCACGAAAACACAUCGCUGCUCGUCUACACAACAACCCCGUGGACCUUGCCGUCGAACCUGCUUAUUGCGGUUAAGCCGUCCUUUGAAUACAUCAAGAUCUUGGACGAAAAAUCAGGGCGCUAUUACAUACUCCUGGAGGGAUGCCUGUCGACACUCUACAAGGAUCCUAAGAAGGCCAAGUAUAAAGUUGUCCACAAAAUAAUGGGAAGUGACAUGGUUGGAUGGCGAUACAAACCCCUCUUCGAAUAUUUCACGAGCACGUUCGCCGACUGUUUUCAAGUGAUCGGUGCAGAGUUCGUCGAAGCCGGUGAAGGUGUAGGACUCGUCCACAUGGCCCCCGCGUUCGGCCAGGAGGACUACGAUGCCGCCAUUGCUGCUGGUUUCAUUUCGAAAGAUCGGCUGCCGCCAUGUCCGGUGGACGACGAAGGGCGUUUUACGCAUGAGGUGGCCGACUAUAAGGGACAGCAUGUGAAGGCCGCAGACAAGGCUAUUAUCAAAGAUUUACGACCGACCGGGCGCCUCGUAGUCGAGACGCAGGUAACGCAUGUGGACAAGUUCUGCCCUAGAUCGCAAACGCAACUUAUUCGCAAGGCCGUCUCAGCUUGGUUUAUCAAAGUGACCAAUUCGACUCCAACCAUGCUCGGCAACCUCGAGGGCACAACGUGGGUGCCAGAAACCGUGAAGGACAAGCGGUUUGCGAACUGGGUGACAAACGCGCACGACUGGAACGUCUCCCGCAAUCGCUACUGGGGCACGCCGAUUCCGCUGUGGGUCAGCGACGACUACGAGGAAGUGGUAUGCGUCGGGAGUCGAGAGGAGCUGAGACGCCUUAGCGGAUAUAACGGGCCGCUCGAUGACAUUCAUAGGGAUAAGGUGGAUCAUAUUACGAUUCCAUCACAGAAGGGGAAAGGUGUUUUGCAUAGGAUUGAUGAGAUUUUUGAUUGCUGGUUCGAGUCCGGGAGCAUGCCAUAUGCCUCGAACCACUAUCCGUUCGAAAACAAAGACCGGUUCCAAGGAGAUCUCUUCCCAGCGGACUUCAUUGCUGAGGGCCUCGACCAGACGCGCGGCUGGUUCUACACCCUGACGGUUCUCGGGAACAAGCUCUUUGGCGUGUCACCGUUCCGAAAUUGCAUCGUCAACGGGCUUGUGCUGGCCGAAGAUGGCAAGAAGAUGUCCAAGAGCUUGAAGAAUUUCCCAGACCCAUCUCAUAUUCUUGACAACUACGGGUCGGAUGCACUUCGCCUCUACCUCAUCAACUCGCCCGUCGUCCGAGGCGAGCCGCUGCGCUUCAACGAGGCUGGAGUCAGAGAAGUCAUAAGUCGCGUACUGCUGCCUCUUUGGAACAGCUACCGUUUCUUCUCGGAGCAGGCCAUCCUAUUUCAAAACACGACAGGGAAGGCUUUUAUUUCCACAUCAUCUGCAAGCGACAAGAUCUUGAAUAUCACAGACCGAUGGAUCCUUGCCGACUGCCAAAGUCUCCUGCGGUUCAUGGACCAAGAAAUGGAAGUUGUUCCACGACUGCUGCAAGUCAUCGAUAACUUGACGAACUGGUACAUUCGCUUCAACCGCAAACGACUUAAAGGCGCAGCUGGCCUGGGCGUGGGAGAUACGACCGCAGCGCUCAACACGCUCUUCCAGGUCCUCUUCACCGUUGUACGCUCUAUGGCUCCGUUCACACCGUUCAUCACGGAGCACAUUUAUGGUCUAUUGAAACCGUAUAUCAGCGACUUUGACGACGGACGCGAAAAUACAGCGAGCGUCCACUUUCUUCCUUUCCCCGUGGUCCAAGAGGCGCUCCUAGAUACCGUGGUGGAGAGGCAGAUGUCUGCCAUGCAGAGAGUCAUCAGACUCGCGAGAACAGCGCGAGAGCGCCUUGGCAUUAGCCUCAAGUCCCCCCUCAAAUCGUUGGUGGUGAUUGGAGAUGCCCAGUUUCUUGCCGACGUUGAUCGGUUACGGUCGUACGUGGCAGAAGAACUCAACGUUCGGGACAUCGUACUCACAGAUGACGAAGAGGAGUACGGCAUUCAUCUCAAGGCGAAAGUGGAUUGGCCAACGCUGGGUAAGAGGCUCAAAAAAGACGUCCAGGUUGUUCGCAAGGCGCUUCCUGGUCUGACGCAGGAGGCACUUCGGACGUACCAGCGCGAGAAGCAUAUCGUGGUUCAGGGGAUACACCUCACAGAAAAUGACUUGAGCAUCGUGUGGGAGAUGCCUGUUGAGAAACAGAAUGCGUCCUCGCCAACAGAUGGCCCCACCUGGGAGCCAUCCUUUGACGAAGAUGUUGUGGUGCUGCUCGAUGGCACAUCCUACCCGGAUCUGCUCGAAGACGGUCUAGCCCGCGAUAUCCUUACGCGGUUUCAGAAGCUCCGGAAAAAGGCCGGCCUGGUCCCUCUCGAUGAUGUUCGCAUGCAAUAUAGCGUUCUGGCCAACCCGGAGGGGGUGGAUGUUACUACUCUGAUCUCAUCUAGGCAGUCCAUGUUCACGAGUUCACUUCGUGGAAAAUUGGAGGAGCGAUCAGGAGAGAACGGGUCUGACGAAGGUCUAAUUGAGGAGGACCAGUCCCUGGGCAAUCUGGUUUUGCGACUUCGCCUCGCCCAGGUUCACACGGAACUUAAUUAG